This is a messenger RNA of Achroia grisella, 1144 nucleotides long. It is a transcript of the gene PI31, whose product is annotated as proteasome inhibitor PI31 subunit. Gene Ontology annotation, biological process: proteasome-mediated ubiquitin-dependent protein catabolic process. Gene Ontology annotation, molecular function: proteasome binding; endopeptidase inhibitor activity. The record is from RefSeq and is a predicted model, not a curated record. The transcript is spliced from 6 exons. Bases 244 to 1089 code for a protein of 281 amino acids. Lineage: Eukaryota; Metazoa; Arthropoda; Insecta; Lepidoptera; Pyralidae.
AGAUUCAAUUUCAGUCUUUACAAUAAACAGCAAAUCAUUGUCUCUGCAGAAUUCUGAAAAUCUACAAAGAAUAGUCAUUCUUGGUGUUUUAUUAACUUUCAUAGUUUUAUUAAUUAAAAUAACAAAAAAACAAUAAAUUUCUCAAAAAUAAUGUGAUUGUUCAUAUUGUUAUCAAAAUACAUUUAAUAUAUCAUUCGAAAUAUUUGUAUUGUUUACGCUUUAAAGUCGUAGUGUAAAGUUAAAAUGUCCGGAGAUCUCCUUUUUGGAUGGGAUUUGACGUUUAAGACUAUUGAAAGGGAUAUACGGCGAAAAUCUGAUAUCCUAGUCGCUUUUAUUCAUUGGAAUUUAAUCAGAAGGGGUUUUCGUAGUAUUGGUGUAGGGGAUGAGCGUACAUUGACUGGUGAAGAAGAGAGAAGUGAAUUGCUGCCAACAGGCUGGCAUGACAAAGAUACUUACAUUAUAAGAUAUCUUUUAGAAGACAAGCUAUAUAUUCUCCAUGCAUUGAACACUGAUGGCAAUUUAAUCUUCAAUUUAAUGAGGUCAGAUGACUUAGCAGUAUCAAAUAUUGCAUUAAAUAUUGAGGACACAGUGACAGAGAUGAGUGGGCCCAUAGACAAGAUGAUGCCAUACCAUAAAGAUUUGAUAUAUAAUUUGAAAAGAGAUCUGAUAGAUACAAUUACAUCAAAGCCCACUACAACCACAGAGACACAGACAUCAAGAAGCAAUACCAGCAGGAUUCCUUCAGAUGAUCCUCUUAGAGUACCACCAAGACCACGGCCAAGUGCACGACCUGAUAUACCAGAUCCAUGGGACUUGCCUCCUGCACCUUUAAAUAUUGGCCGCUCUGAUCUUGAUCCAUUCGCUCCAGGAGGUGGUGGUAUGAUUUUCAAUCCAUUUGCACCUGGCAGGAAUCCAGAUGACCCUGGACUUGGCAUUCCUGGUGGACUUCCAAGAGGCGCAGUCCCACCUGGGGCUCGUUUUGAUCCCUUCGGUCCGCCCGCCGUUGGUCCUCGGCCUGGUCGCAGACCGGGGCCACCUGAUGCUGACCAUUUUCCUCCGCCGGGGUUCAACGAUCACAUGUUUAUGUAAUCUACAUUGAUAUUAUGAUAGAUUAUAAACGAAAUAAUUAAAGUUUUUAUUUAUA